This is a messenger RNA of Hipposideros armiger (great roundleaf bat), 1897 nucleotides long. RefSeq names its product translocation associated membrane protein 1 like 1 (gene TRAM1L1). Gene Ontology annotation, cellular component: endoplasmic reticulum membrane. Gene Ontology annotation, biological process: protein insertion into ER membrane; SRP-dependent cotranslational protein targeting to membrane, translocation. The coding region runs from base 42 to 1154 and encodes 370 amino acids. The transcript has a single exon. NCBI's taxonomy places the organism in Eukaryota, Metazoa, Chordata, Mammalia, Chiroptera, Hipposideridae. The record is from RefSeq and is a predicted model, not a curated record.
GGCGCUGUGAGGACGCUGCUCCGGGGCCGCGCCGCGCCGCCAUGGCGCUCCGCAAGAAGAGCGCCAAGAACCCGCCGGUGCUGAGCCACGAGUUCGUGCUGCAGAACCACGCGGACCUGGUGGCGUGCGUGGGCAUGGUCUUCGUGCUCGGGCUGCUGUUCGAGGGCACGGCCGAGGCGGCCAUCGUGUUCCUGACGCUGCAGCACGGCGUGCCCGCGCCGCCCGACGCGCCGCCCCGCGCGCUCUACCACUACGGCGCGCGCGACCUGGCCACCGUGUUCUUCUACGCGCUGGUGGCCGUCAUCGCGCACGCCACGCUGCAGGAGCACGUGCUGGACCGCGUCUCGCGCCGCCUGCAGCUGCCCAAGGCCAGGCAGGGCCGCUUCCACGAGGCGGGCCAGUUCGGCGCCUUCUACCUGGCGUCGUGCGCCUGGGGCGCGUGGGUGCUGGCGGCCGAGGGCUGCCUGCGGGAGCCGGCCCGCCUGUGGCGCGCGCCGCCGCGCGGCUGCAUGACCUUCCACGUCAAGCUCUUCUACGUGGCGCAGCUGGCCUACUGGCUGCACGCGGUGCCCGAGCUCUACUUCCAGCGCACGCGCAAGCAGGACCUGCCUCCGCAGCUGGUGUACAUCGGCCUGCACCUGUUCCACAUCGCGGGCGCCUACCUGCUCUACCUGAACCACCUGGGGCUGCUGCUGCUCACCAUGCACUACUUCGUGGAGCUGCUCACGCACCUGUGCGACCUCUGCGCCCUCGGCGACGGCAGGGGCCAGCGGGAGCUGUCCCUGUGGGCCGCGGUGUUCAUCCUGGGCCGGCUGGUGACCCUGGUCGUGUCGGUCCUCACCGUGUGCCUCCACCUGGCGGGAGCCCAGGCGCGCCCCCUGGACCCGGACGCCGCCAGCGGCAACGUGAACGUGCUGGCCGCCGAGAUCGCCGUGCUGUCGUCCAGCUGCACCAUCCAGGCCUACAUCACGUGGAACCUGUUCAGCGUCCAGCUGCAGCGGUGGACGACGGAGGACGCCGCCGCGCUGCAGGCCCCAGCUGCGAAGAGGAAACGGACGAGAGGCAGGCCUGCGAGAAAGGGCCCAGAAAACGGUGUGGCCGCUUCGAAUCGCGUGGACUCUCCCCUUAAGAGGAAGGAGAAGUCGUCUUCAUGAAGGACACGCCCCCUGGUUCACGUCCCCACGGACGCCCGCCCCCUCCUAGAAGAUGCCUCCGCACUAGAGAAGUUUCCGUUCUUGCCGAUCGUUUGUGCUGUGUUGAUUUUUGCUAUGGUACCGUGUAAUGUAUUCUAAAGGCAUUUGAGGGGAGAAGGAUGCUAUGAGUGGAAAAAACAAACAAACUUGGUUUACACUAAGCUACUCGUCCUCAAAAUAAUUUAGGGGUCACCACCAUAUUUUGUUUUGUGUUUUGCCUGUGAACGUUUUCCUAAUGAUGUGCAGAGGUAACCACGAGAUUCUGAAUAUCAGUGACACCAUUUCUUGCUCGCACCAAUCUUUUAUAACAUUAUCAAGAGGGUCUGUUAGAGCGAGGUCAUAUUUUUAAUGUUGUCUUUCGGUAUAAAAUGGGAAUAUUAGAGAUGUCAUUUUCAAUAAGUUUUCAGUAUUCUCUAAUUCUCAGAAAACUUUUUUAGAAUUUACAACUGGAGAAAAAGUUUAUAAAUCCACCAAAUAAAUGACUGGGUUUUUUUUCUUUGGUAGUGGUUGUUAGUGUUAAAUCCCCAUUAAAAAAUACAAAAUGCUAACAGGUAACAUCUGUGGAGGUUUGUUGCCAUAUAGUGAAUCAAAUUAUCUUGAAUUACUAUAAAAGUAUUACUGAAGAGAUAAAACCAUUCUUGUCCAUUUUAAACACUUGUAAACUAGAAAUCAGAAAAUUAAAUAUUUAACUCUAAAAAAGGAAA